This is a messenger RNA of Macrobrachium nipponense, 540 nucleotides long. Its product is annotated as putative nuclease HARBI1. The transcript has a single exon. Bases 1 to 540 code for a protein of 179 amino acids. NCBI's taxonomy places the organism in Eukaryota, Metazoa, Arthropoda, Malacostraca, Decapoda, Palaemonidae. The record is from RefSeq and is a predicted model, not a curated record.
AUGUCAGUUCCUUAUGGUACAUAUAGGAACAAUGGAAGAGUCUCAGAUGGGGGUGUUUAUGGAAACACAAGAUUUAGUCAGGACUUAACAGAGGAUAAACUACACAUUCCUGCACCAAGCCCUCUACCAGGAACAACUGAUCCUGUUCCUUAUGUUUUAAUAGGGGAUGAUGCGUUCCCUCUGUUGGAGAAUAUCAUGAAGCCAUAUAGUCAUGCCAAUCUUACUAAAGAACAACAGAUAUACAAUUAUAGGGUGUCACGAGCCAGAAAUGUAGUGGAAAGGACCUUUGGCAUGUUGUCAUCUAGGUUUCGUAUUUUACACUCGACAAUCAAUCUAUCCCCAACUAAAGUGUCCAAAAUAAUCCUUGCAUGUUGCUACUUGCAUAAUUAUAUGAGUGGAGAUGGAGAACAAUAUGUAGAAAUUAUCAGUAGAAGGCAGCUCAUUCCUUUUGAACCAACUGUUCAACAGUCUUCAUUGUCAGCCAAGGAUGUACGCAAUAAGUAUUGUCAGUAUUUCAAUGGCCCAGGAUGGAUGCCAUAG